CAACUACAUAGAAAAGGAGACAUACAUGCGUGUCUGAACUCGAACGACACAGUGAUGAGUGCGCUGCAUGCCAAGUCCGGCGUCAUGCACCCAGAUUGGCGUGAACUCACAGGCCCUCACUCAACGGACAAAUACGGACACGCAUCGUGCCAACCGGCCCACAAAGCCAGGCCAGUAUAGCAUGUCGUAGAGCUAAUAAAAGCUCUGCACUCACUCUAACUCACUCCGGGGGCAGCAGCCGCACCUCUCUCACAUCGUCAGCAAAGACGGCAUCCGCCCCACACGCAGGGCAGCGCAGCUGUGCGUACCGCCUCACCUCCUCAGGCACGGGCCGCCCCUCGCCCUCCAGCCGCUCCUUCGUCGCCUUGGCUCGCUCAUGCCGCGAUCUCCAGUCGUGCCAGCAGCCCUCGCAGAGACACUGCUGACGGCAGGGGAAGAAUGUGACGACGGGGGGGUCGCGGCACGCCACGCAGCCGCCGCCGAUGCCGUCCCGCCGCUCUUUGUCCUCAAGACGGGCCUCCGUCUUGUGGGCGUCCUUCGAGAGGGCCUGCAGCUCCUGCUGCCGUGCCAGCACCUGAUGCUUGAAGGCCUCAAUGGCAUCGGGCGAUGAAAGGGAGAAGAGACGGUCCUCAGUCAACCUGAUAGACACACACAUACGGGAUGGACCGAUGAAUAGAUUGGUGGGUGAGAGUGUGGUUUGUAUUGAUGGUGUGCGCCGACCCACCUGGUAGCAGCUUUCUGUUGGAGGUCUUGGAACUCUCGCUCGAGCGGCGCAGUGGCCUUGGCGGCUUCGGCACAUUCACGCUCAAGCGAUGGGAGCGACGCAGACAACCUACAAAGAAAAGCAUGGACCAUCCAUCCGUCCGUCCAUCCGUCCAUGUGUGUGGCUUGGUUGAGUGGCGCCUGUUUCACCCACUCACUUGUUGAUGUCUCUGUUGAUGCUGUCAAGCAUGUGUUGCAGCUGGUCGGCGUCAUCGAUGGUUGAUGGGUCCUCGAGCGAUACAGAUGCAGAUGCCGGUGCAGAAGAGCUGGGUGGAUGAAAGGUAUACACACAGGACGUGGCCGUUUCCUUCCUCCGUUUUUUACGGUCCACCCGCCUUGUGGAGGUGGCCAGUCCGAUGCGGCUCCGCUGUGUGGCCGCUGUGGGCUGUGUGCUCUUUUUGCCGGCCAGCAUCAGCAGCUCCCCCAGCCGCUUUGCCUCCCUGCUGAUCUUGGCGUCGAACUUACGCACCUCUUCCGAUGUCGUCAAGGACAGCAACACUGCCCGGCUCAAACUGCAGACGGACAGAGGGACACACAUGCAUGUCGCGAAUGGACACACUGCGAUCCCUCCCUCCACUCGUUCGCUUACUCAGGUGUGACGUAGUGGAGUCUUCUGAUGGCCUCUCUGAGCUCCUUCUGCCGGCACAGCGCACGCUGAUGUGAGGCCUCCAAGCCGGCAACAGUCGACUGAAGCCUGAUGGGUGGAUCGAUGGAUGGCAUACAAAUAGAUGGAUGCACGCGCUCUUGUCCUCUGGCUGGCCAAUUGUGUGUUGGUUGACCUGUGUUUCUCUUUGACGGCCUCACGCACGGUAGCCCGAAGCUGAUCAAAAGGCGAAGGAGUACCCUCAUCUGCCGCCAUGCCUGCCUGUUUUUGCAGUGCAGGGUCCUCUGCGCCUUGUGCGUGCUGCACAUGGGCUGAGGACGACUCGCUCUCAACACACCUGACCCACUCAUCCACACAUGACAGGAUCACACAUGAGGGGGCGAUGCCUCGUAAGCUUGUUGCUGCGUACGGUGAGUCGCCCGAGGUGUCGGGUGUCGAUGGCGCUGUGGCGGCGGCAUCGCCAGAGGGUCCCGUCAGCUUGCCUUUCUUCUUGUUUUUGGCUUUGGCUUUGGACUUGUUCUUCUUGCCGCCUGGGCCGCUGUUGGUGGUGCUGGUGUCCUUCCCAUCGCCGCCCUCUAGCUCUUUGACGAGGAGCGCAUCCAUCCGCUCGUUCUCCCUCGACUCAAUCGAAUCGAAGAGCUCCAGCACCUGCAAUGAAAAAAACACGUACAUACGUGCACAUGCACAUGGAGGGCUAUUCCCAGCCCACGGACCUGCUUCAGAACGUUUGUUUGCGUCGUCUUGCCGCCGCGUUUGCCGUGCUGCUGCUUGGCGGAGCGGAUUCUCUUGACUGACGGCAACUGAGGAGAGGAGGCAAGACAGCAGCAAGCCAGAGAUGCAGCGACGCCUCUUACGGACCUGCAGGAUGUGACUCGUGACAGAGUUCUGUGGCGAGCUGCGGCUGAUCUUCCCCUCGCUGUACCUGCAAGGCAACGGAAUGCUCACACUGAUUGCCCCGUGCCUACCAUGCACACCAUGCAAUCAAUACCUGACGAGGUCCUCCAGGAUGUCAGAGCAGGUGGUGACGGAACCUUCGGGGAGGGCGAUGGCGCCCUCAGCGUGCCGCACCAACAAACUGCAGACGGCCUCAGGCACGCCCUGUUUCAACAGCGACUGCAAACAGGGGAAGGAGGGAUGAAUGAGUAGGCCCUUGUCUGUCUGUCUGUCUAUCUCGCCCAUUCACUGACCUGCGAGUAGCCCUUCCCGCGGAAGGGCACGAUGACGAGCUCGAUCACCUUGGCGGCGUCAAUCCCGUCAUGUUUGACCAGAAACGUCACACAUGUGGCAACAAAUCCUGCCUCCACCAGUGCCCCGAGUUGAUCCACCUCUGCAAAGGGCACAGCACCAUUUUUGUGUCUGUGCGUGCGCGUGUGUGUUUACUGGCGAGGCAGAAAGCGACAUGGAGCAGAAAGCUGAGAUCGGUGAUGCCCCUGUCGAGGAAUCGACACUGCGCCGCCUUGGACAAGCACCACAAUGCAAGCGGCGCGUCCAGCAGGCGGCGAAUCGGCCCGUCUGGCUGGAGGAUUGUGUCGACACGACUGUCAGGAAUGCCCACAGCUGCAGGCACACAUACACACAAGAAUAUCGAAAUAUCGACCCGCCCUGACACACACACAAGAGUUCGUUCGAACUUGUCUUACGGAGCUGGAGUGGAAUUGGGUUCACCGCCAGCCAGGCGAUGUAGUUGAGACAGAAGGUCGCCUCUAGCCUGGACAGAUGAGGCGCCGCGGCAUCCUCCAGCUCGCUGAUAUGAGACGCCGCGGCACCCUCCAGUACGCCGAUGCAUCGAUCGAUCUGUGGAUAAAGGUGCUGCUUGACCGCCAAAUCAUACUCGUGUAUCAGAGCAUCGCUCCUGUCUGCACACACACACAUACGCGCAAAAAGACAAAGGCAGAUGGACGAACACAGGGCUUGUGGUUACAUACCAUUUGAGAAGACAGCUGCCGCACAAGCAGAAAUGCACUCCCGCAGGCGGCCGGCCGGUUUCGGUCUUGGCAUUUCAGCGACUGUACCGACCAGCUGCAAAAACAGCGACGGGUGCACCGGUGUGCGGUGGUCGGCAGGCGUGAGCACGGUGACCAAAAAAUUGACCGCUGCCUCCUGCGUCCAUCAUACGUACGCACAUAGAAGUAUGGGGGAACCCGUGCGGUGUCUGUUGGUGUGUACUCGCACCUACCUCGUCAAUAUGAGCGUCCUCGGAGAAAUUGCGCAAUACUUCCAGCAGCCGCUGUGCCUCGCCGAUGAAGCCCUUAUGGCCAGCCAAAAGUGUGUCGCGAUGCGCCUCGUCCAUCUUGACCGCCUCUUCGAGGAGCAUGAACAUGACCGCCCCGGUAGUACUGGAUAACUUGAGAGGCUCUCUGCAACCCCGAGGGCAGUCUCGAAGCAUGUGACACAUCUCGUCGAAGGAGCCGGCCAGAGAGAGCAUCAGCUGACAGGUCCUCCGAAGCCGAACGAAACACAAGGCCAGCAUCACAACGUAGGCGACGGUGCAGUCAGCUGAUUCGCACCACGUCUGGAAGACGCAACGAAGGUGGGGCUCCACAAACCCAACGUCCAGCUGAUGACGGACAUCUUUAUCGGCGGAUGACUGAGUGAUAUACUUCCGCACGUAGAACAGCUGCUGCUCCAGCUUGCCUCUGUCAGUGGUGGUGAGCAGGGCUGACAGGACGGCAUCCAGGGGUGGCAGAUCCGUCGCAUCAUCCAGCUCGCUCAUCCCUUCGACAAAGCAGCAAGAUCUAGUAGCCAGAUCUGAGGGAGCAGUGACGUUAGGCGACCGCUGGGUCGGCGGCGUUCCGGUUCCGGCGUUAGGAAAAGGGAGGGGAAAGGAGAGAACGAACGCCG
Messenger RNA from Vitrella brassicaformis, 4207 nucleotides. The record is from the annotation of a GenBank genome assembly. NCBI's taxonomy places the organism in Eukaryota, Vitrellaceae.